AGCACGGCUCGUAAUUUUGAACAUACGGAGAGCAGACGGGCAGAGUAUUAGUAAUGCUGCCACACAGGAGCUGAUAGCGAUACAUCUUUUUUUCUCCCCCUCGAUGUAAUGGAUAUAUUUAUCUCUCGUCACAUCGGAUGAAUUGAAAACAUUGGCGCUGUCUUUUUUGUGAUAAAUAUGACUUCCCGUGUUAUCACCCCUGGACCGUACCGUGCCACGAAACUGUGGAAUGAGGUGACUCGUCUGUUUCGGGCUGGCAUGCCCCUCAGGAAACACCGCCAGAACUUUCGGCAUUAUUCCUCCUGCUUCACCGCCACGGCUGCCGUGGAGUGGAUGCACCAGCUGCUCCGUAGCAACAGCAAUUUUGGUCCUGAUGUCACCAGGCAACAGACGGUGCAGCUCCUGAAGAAGUUUCUGAAGAACCAUGUGAUCGAAGACGUGAAGGGCCGCUGGGGCACGGAGGACCUGGAGGACAACAACACGCUGUACAGAUUCCCCUCCACCUCUCCUCUGAAGCCCAUUCCCUGUCCCGCUCCAGCCUCAGCUCCCAGCUCCAUUAAGAAAAGACCUUCACUCAGAGACAAAGAAGGUUUCUUCAGGUUUAAGAGUAUCAAGAAGCAUGAGAAAGAGACACAGGAGAAUGUAGACCCUGUCCUCCAAGCAGAGGAAGAGAAUCAGCCAACAGAAGAGCAGCAGUUGCCGAGACGAGAGCUGACUGUGGAAGAUGAACAGGACAUCUGGAGAGACAUCACCAUCACCCACCUGCAGAGGAUUCUGGGUGUUACAUCUCUUAAUGAAGUUUUAGACCAACGUCAUGUAAACCCACAAAACAUCAUCUAUAAUAUGACCAAAGUCAACAAGCAUGGAGUGGUCACGCUGGACGACAAGAUCAAUGACCUUCCCCACUGGGUUUUGUCUGCCAUGAAGAGCCUGGCCAACUGGCCAAAGUAUGACAGCGCACAGCCGUCCUAUCCCGGCUUUGAAAGAGAUGUCUUCAAAACGGUGUCUGAUUACUUCUACAGCCUUCCGCAGCCGUUACUCACAUACGAACUGUAUGAACUGUUUAUCAAUGUGCUGGUGUUUUGUGGGUAUGUCACAGCGCCCGCAACACACCAGCGUGGGAAACGCAAGAAGCCUGACCUUCCCUCAGUGCCCCCUCCAGCCAAGACAUCAUUUCACUCCACAGAGUGUCUCCUCCUGUCGCUGCUCAGACAGGGAACAUGCGAUGAGACAGAAUCGCCCAUGAGAGAGGUGCUUGGAGGGAAACUUCAGUCACGACGGCUGGCCGCGCUGAAAGGUGACGGUCAGUUAGGAGGCAGCUGCUUGAGCCUGAGUACAGUCGGCUCUAUGAGGCCCCGAACUAGGAGCUGCUCACUGGAAACAAUCCUAGAUGACUCUGUCAAUCUCACCCAAAAACAGCUGUUCACGUCCAAUGAGAGCCUGGCGUCCUGUGUCAAUAGCAACAAUAGCCAGGGCGACGGCGGUGCCAUCACGAGACCCCGCAGUCGUUCAGACGUUACAUCUGUAUCCAAAGAAACUUUAAAUCCUUUUGAAAACGCUCCAGGAGGUUCCACCAGAAACAGACUGUCUUUAGUUUCUGCGGCAAGACUGUCGGCAGCACAGAGGUUGCGGCCACAGAGUGUCGGCAGCUGUCUGGACAUCGUCAUCGAGACCAGUGAAGAAGAUGUUAAAGAGACCAGGUGGCGGAGCCGAGCAGCCAGCUGCCUUAACGUAAACACCUCCGUAGACCAGCAUCACUCCUCCUCAGCUUCACGUCCUCCCUUGUUGUCUUCUUCUUCCUAUCAUCCUCACUCCUCCUUCUCUUCAUCUGCUGUAACCAAAGUACAAGGGUCUCAUGCUACUACAGGACCUGGUGGGCCCAGACCCGCCUCCAGUACCUCUAAUCUUUGGUCCCUCCCUGCCCCUGCUGUUGUCCGGCGCUGCGUCAGCUCUCUGGAUGUGUCCAAGCCGCCUCGACCUGUUUCACUGUUCAAACCGCCUGUCUUUGUGCCCACCAGCAACUCCCAGCCCCCCCAACCCAAACCUGAGCACAGUCUUCUCCAGCCUCAGUGCGAGCGUGUGGCCAUUGAGGCCCUGCAGCUGUGCACCCUCCUCCUCCCACCUGCCUCUCGCAGGAAGUUGCAGCUCCUCAUGAGGAUGAUGUCUCGCAUCAGCCAGAACGUGGACAUGCCGCGUCUCCACCCCGUCAUCGGCACCCGAACACUGAUGGUUCACACGUUUUCAGGCUGCGUUCUGGGCAGCCCUGAGGAGUGUGAUUUGGACGAGCUGUUAGCUACCAGACUGGUGUCGUUUCUAAUGGACCAUCAGCAAAGCAUCCUCUCAGUCCCGGAGUUCCUGCUGAGUGCUAUCAAUGACCACGUACAGUAUCUGCGCACGGUACAGGUUCCAGUCAGCAAUGUUCCUAAUAUCGAUGCCAGCGACCCAGUUUGCGUUCCAAUGCCCAUCUACGCGUUCUGCCGUCAGAUUAGCGGCGCUGAGUUUGAACAGCAAAAGCAAGCGUCUUCCCAGAAGGCCAUGGAGGAGUUACUGGAGAUCCUGCUGACAGACCAAAACAUGAGCGAGAAGGACAGACGCAAGAAACUGAAGCAGUUUCAGAAGCAGUACCCAGACAUCUACAGUCGGCGAGUCCCCUCCUCAGACAGAACAGAGAACAAGACUGACAACAAGCCAAAGAUUAAACCUCCCCUCCUCAACAUCAAGAAGACCAAAGCUUUCAGUAUCAGGAACUAAACUAAACCAACAGGUGUCGCCACAGUAGAAGCCACAGUCUGUUAUGUCAUGUUUUUUUUUUCCUGCACUAUAACUGCACUGAUACUGAUACUAACAUGUUCUGUUACAUUGGAAACUGUUCAAUUCCUGUUUUGGCUCAUUUAUGUGCUAACAUGAGAGUUAAUGCAGGCUGGGAGACUUCUACAAUGGUAAAUAUGUAUAUUCGUGUUGUGUGUAUGUGUGUGACGUGUUUACAGCUGAGUGAUAUGAAGGCAGGUGGACAGACAGCAGUUCACUUUAUUUACUGUGUUUGGAUAAAAUGUGUUUUUGAAGCAGGGUUUUUAUAAAAUGUGUUCAUCUGGAUCAGUCAAAACUUCUCUUUUUGUCUGUUUUCUUCUCAAUUCACCUGUCUUCUCUGUUGCUAGCUGAUACUGGUGUGCGUGUGUGCGCGUCUGUUUUUUGAGAAAAAAGUAUGCAAUUCUGAGAUCACUGGUCCAUAUGGGAGUUAUUAGAUUAUAGAUUUAUUAAUUUAUAUGGAUGACGAUAUUGGGAGCAGUGCUAGAUAUGUCUUUGCUUGAAGUGUUGUUUUUUUUUUGUCUGAACUGUUUUUAUUUACUUUACUAAACAUUUUAUAUCAUAGAUUCUCAAGUUUUAUUUUAAAUUCUUUGUAGUUUGAAACGUUGAUUUUAUGUUUUAUUAUUCUUGUCUUUUGGCUCUUAGACUUUCUUUUUGCUUCAUUUUUUCAGUCUUUUUUAUAUUUUCACAUUUUCGCCCCUUUUCUUUUAUUUCUUCUUAUUCAUCUUCAACACUUGCCUGCUUAGUUUAUUGGAUAGAGAAAUGUUUUGCACUGGGUUUUAGGCGUUAUGACCGGCCAGCAAGCUCAUGUCAAUCAUCAGAGUGGUUAAUUUAUACAUAGUGAAUGCAUAUUAAACUCCCUAAAGAUGGCUUGACCAGACACAUGUCAUAUUUUGGUUAAAAAGUUGCUACAGCUGAUACUCAAACUUCAUAAAACGUUUUUUUUUCAGCAUCUGCAGCAUUUAUCAUUUGAAAGCAGUGAUGUGGCUGUUGCUUAAAAUGAAAAUAGCUUGUCAUGGUGUCCAUCAAUUUCAGUGAUAUAAUGUCAAGUGAGGGAAUAUAACAAAGCUAAAAGUUGACUUAAAAUGUCAAGACAUCCUGUAUUUAUUUAUCUUAUGCUAUAUGAAGUAAUAGUUCUACCCUGAUAGAUGUGUGUUUAUACCUCAGAUCAGAUGGUGUGUGUGUGUGUGUACCAUACACUCUUCAGCUAUGUUUUUGACAAAGACUCUUACAGAGGAUUGUUUACUGUACACCCACACAGUGGUACUCUUUCCUCCACAUUGUUUACUAUGCAAAGUCCUGGGAAAUAAACCUUUUCAGAUGUUCUAUUUA
Molecule: messenger RNA, 4137 nt
Organism: Thunnus maccoyii (southern bluefin tuna)
Lineage: Eukaryota; Metazoa; Chordata; Actinopteri; Scombriformes; Scombridae
Gene: depdc1
Product: DEP domain containing 1a
Exons: 12
Coding region: 178-2751 (857 amino acids)
Biological process (GO): intracellular signal transduction
Source: RefSeq, a predicted model, not a curated record